AUGAAAGCCUCUGAGACUCUGAGACUUGCAUUUGGUCUACAAAGAAAGCUAUCCAUUAGCAAAGUCAAACUUAAAGACCAGGCUAUGAUAUCAGAUGGUUUUCUUCUUGUCAAACUUCCAAGACCUAAUAUGGAAGAUAAUAAGCAAGAUCCAGAUUACUGUAAUGUUCUAUUCCUCAAUGAUGAGAGAUGGAAUGAGAAUAAUGAACAUGAAUCCCCCUUUCAGUAUCAUGAACCUAGGGUGUUCCAGGAUCUCACACAUUCCAACAUCUCUAAGUUUCAGGUGUCUGAGUUCAUCCUGACGGGAUUCCCAGAUCUUCACACCUGGCAGCACUGGCUCUCCCUGCCCCUGGCUCUGCUCUACCUCUUAGCACUCAUUGCCAACAUCCUUAUCCUGAUCACUAUCAAACAAGAGGCCACACUGCACCAGCCCAUGUACUAUUUCCUGGGGAUCCUGGCUAUGGUAGACAUGGGAUUGGCUACCACCAUCAUGUCCACGAUUUUGGCCAUCUUAUAGUUUAGUGCUAAGGCCAUCAGUCUCCCUGAGUGCUUUGCUCAGAUGUCUGUCAUACACUGUUUUGUGGGCAUGGAGUCAGGUAUCUUUGUCUGCAUGGCUAUAGAUAGAUACAUAGCCAUUUGUAGACCACUACGCUAUCUUACUGAUUCUUUUGUGGUCAAGCUAACUGUGUUCAUGGCACUCAGAACCAGCCUAGCUACCAUCCCAGUACCUGUGUUGGCUGCUCAGAGACACUACUGCUCACAGAGCCAAAUUGAGCACUGCCUGUGCUCUAAUCUUGGAGUCACUCUCCUGUCCUGUGAUGACAGGACAAUCAACAGCAUCUACCAGGUACUUCUGGCCUGGACACUGAUGGGGAGUGACCUGGAUUUGAUUUUCUUAUCAUAUUCUUUGAUACUUCACUCGGUGCUGAAGCUGAACUCAGCAGAAGCUGCAUCCAAAGCCCUAAGUACCUGCACUUCUCACCUCAUCCUGACUUCAGUCAUCAUAGUCAUUUCUCUCACUCAUAGUGCAGCAAUGACUAUUCCCCUCAUCCCCGUUCUACUCAAUGUACUACACAAUGUCAUUCCUCCUGCCCUCAACCCCAUGGUGUAUGCACUCAAGAACAAGGAGCUCAGGCAGGGCUUGUAUAAGGCGCUUAAACUGAACAUCAAGGGCAACUAA
Callorhinus ursinus (northern fur seal) is the source of this 1179-nucleotide messenger RNA. Its product is annotated as olfactory receptor 56B2-like. Gene Ontology annotation, biological process: G protein-coupled receptor signaling pathway. NCBI's taxonomy places the organism in Eukaryota, Metazoa, Chordata, Mammalia, Carnivora, Otariidae. The record is from RefSeq and is a predicted model, not a curated record. Gene Ontology annotation, molecular function: olfactory receptor activity; G protein-coupled receptor activity. Gene Ontology annotation, cellular component: plasma membrane.